Oncorhynchus kisutch (coho salmon) is the source of this 1573-nucleotide messenger RNA. RefSeq names its product ras-related protein Rab-9A-like. Gene Ontology annotation, biological process: retrograde transport, endosome to Golgi; Rab protein signal transduction. Gene Ontology annotation, cellular component: lysosome; phagocytic vesicle; late endosome. The record is from RefSeq and is a predicted model, not a curated record. The coding region runs from base 642 to 1247 and encodes 201 amino acids. Gene Ontology annotation, molecular function: GTPase activity; GTP binding. The transcript is spliced from 5 exons. Lineage: Eukaryota; Metazoa; Chordata; Actinopteri; Salmoniformes; Salmonidae.
AGGAACGCACGAGUGCAGGGAGGACGGACUGCGGUAGCGGGCCAAGCAAAUUAUUCAAUAAGAUCCAAAGGAGCCUGGUGCGGGUUUUUAGAAAGUCCAAUCAUUCCUGGUUGCAGUUAGAUCAGCACACUGGGGCCAGUCGAUGUUGUGGUAGGCCUACAGCUGGUUUUCCCCUUGACUAAUCAACAGACCAACCUGACUCCACCCAUCUCCUUCCCCAUACUGUAGCAUGAUAAGGUAGGCGUGACAAACGAUCGGUCAUAUGAGCGUCAGUAGCGCCAUGUCACCGGGGAAACUCGGCCGCUUGUGAGGAUUUUGCAAAGGGAUGGCACCGCCGAAGUACAUUAUAAACAGCAAGCAGAGUGCAACGUCGGUCAUUGCUUAAUAGCAGAAACAUUGAACCCGUCAGUGUGUUCGUGUGUUACUGGAUUCAUAACCAAGGCCUACAACAACCUGGAAUUGUGCUGAAUUAGGCUAUGGUUUGCCCUGAUAUGUAACGACGGUUAACAGAGCAAUCAAUCAGUUGAUUGAUUAACCUGAAUGACUGUCAUCUAUUUGUCAGGUAGCAGCAGCGCUUCCCAGAGCAUCUCCCCCCUAGCCAGCUACUCCACCAACCCUUCAGCCCAGGCCCAAGCCCAGCCAUGACAGCCAAGUCGUCCCUGCUCAAGGUGAUCCUCCUGGGGGAUGGCGGCGUGGGCAAGUCCUCUCUCAUGAACCGCUACGUCACCAACAAGUUUGACACGCAUCUCUUCCACACCAUUGGCGUGGAGUUCCUAAACAAGGAGCUGGAGGUAGACGGGCGCACCGUGACGCUCCAAAUCUGGGACACGGCGGGCCAGGAGCGCUUCCGCUCGCUCCGGACACCCUUCUACCGUGGCUCCGACUGUUGUCUCCUAACCUUCAGCAUGGAUGACAACCAGAGCUUCCACAAUCUCAACAACUGGAAGAAGGAGUUUGCCUACUACGCUGAUGUCAAGGAACCCGAGAAGUUCCCAUUCGUGAUCCUGGGUAAUAAGUUGGAUGUGCCAGAGAGGCAGGUUUCGGGCGAGGACGCCCGCCAGUGGUGCCGCGACAACGGCGGCCACCCGUACUUUGAGACAAGCGCCAAGGACUCGACCAACGUGGUGGCGGCGUUUGAGGAGGCGGUGAGGAGGGUGCUGGCGCAGGAGGAAGGGGGGGAGCACCUCAUCCCGACGGACACAAUGGACCUGCACAGGAAGCCGCGCUCUGGCGCCUCCUGCUGCUGAGAUGUAGGGGUGAUUACCUUUAUUUGACUCUUAAAGGCCCAAUGAAGCUGUUAAUCUCAAUUUAAAAUGGGCAAAAAUUGAUUUUUAGCAAAAAACUAUUUCUCAAGCAAGAAUAUGGCUAAGACUGGGAAAACUAGCUGUUAUUGGAAGAGGGGUUUGGAACUGUCUUUGUUAUUGGUCUAUUAACCAAUCAACCGCAUAGUGAUGUCACCAUGGACAGCUGAAACUCCCCGCCCAUGCAAACCUGCUGAUUAUAAUGUCCUGUGUAGAUUGCAUUUUCAAACACCAACUAUCAGGAAAUAAACUGAUCACAUUUUUUCACAGUU